CUACCGGUAAUUGUACCGUACCAGUACCGUACUCGAGUGUUGCGGCAGGGCUAGGGAUAAGCAGAGCAAAAACUAAAUGGUCUGGCCGACGAUGGUUGGACUGUUUUGAAGUCGCUUGGGGUACGGUACCCCUUAGGGACUUAUAUAUAUCGCUGCCUUCUGCCCCCCGCUGGCACUUUAUUCAUCUGCUCAUUAGUUCUUUGACCAAUUUUUGUUCAUAGGAAUGGCUCCGAGAAUCAUCACCCUCAUUCGCCACGGACAAGCUCAUCACAAUGUCGAUCAGAAAUACCAUUUGCCCGAUCCCUACCUAACACCCUUGGGCGAAGCCCAAUCUUAUAAUCUUUCGAAUAAGUUCCCAUCUAAGCCUCCGAUCGACUUACUUGUUUCCUCUCCGCUGAAGCGAACAAUCCAGACAAUGCUUUUCGGAUUCAAGAAGCAUAUCGAGAGUGGUGUCAAGAUGGAGCUGUUGGCAGAGCUCCAGGAGUCGACUGGCUUGCCAUGUGAUACUGGCAGUAGCGGUGAAGUGUUAGAGAAGGAGGAGUUGUUUCAAGGACUGGAUUUUACCAGUCUUCCAGAUGAUUGGACUUCGAAGGUAUUAUGUGCUCCUCCACGCACCCUGGGGGACGUGGCUCUCGUGCUAAAAACUAUUAGGAAGGGAAAUGGGCACCCGAGCCUGAUUCUCUUAGGGAGCGCGCUAGAUUCGUUCGUAAAUGGCUCAAGUCCCGACCGGAAAGCCAUGUUGUCGUAGUCCUUCACGGUGGUGUAAGUUUACCGCACCCUAUUCUCCUUGUUCUGGGUACUUGAUUAACAUUUGAAUUGAUAGUUCCUUUACUAUUUAACAGAAGGUUGGGAUGGCGAUGGCAACCUCCCGGGCCCGAAGUGGGGACACACUGAAUUCCGCUCCUAUGUCUUUGCCGACGGAGAUGAGGAUGGUGCAUUGGCUGUUGAGACCGAUGAAUCGAAGGAGAGAAGGAAGGGAAGUCAGGAUACGCCGGGGACGACCGAGACGAAGCAGUCUGAGGAGAUGACGAGGAAUUAGAAGGGAUGGCUACUGCGGUAUUGUUUACAUGAAUGACUUUGUAGUGGGAUACCCGGAUCGAUUGCAGUACCGCACAGUGCUCCAGAGUAGAGAGCGACAGCAGAAUUUGCAUUUGUUAAGGUUGUAAUUUCACUAUGCGAUCAGUGCCGCAAUAGUUCAACCGGCACCGUAUAU
This is a messenger RNA of Tuber aestivum (summer truffle), 1213 nucleotides long. The record is from the annotation of a GenBank genome assembly. NCBI's taxonomy places the organism in Eukaryota, Fungi, Ascomycota, Pezizomycetes, Pezizales, Tuberaceae.